Messenger RNA from Cygnus olor (mute swan), 2397 nucleotides. It is a transcript of the gene CLEC14A, whose product is annotated as C-type lectin domain containing 14A. Gene Ontology annotation, biological process: cell migration. NCBI's taxonomy places the organism in Eukaryota, Metazoa, Chordata, Aves, Anseriformes, Anatidae. Bases 739 to 2157 code for a protein of 472 amino acids. Gene Ontology annotation, cellular component: extracellular matrix; external side of plasma membrane. The transcript has a single exon. The record is from RefSeq and is a predicted model, not a curated record. Gene Ontology annotation, molecular function: extracellular matrix protein binding; extracellular matrix binding.
CUUUUUGAGACACUAGCAGUUUCUAUUGCAUCGCGCUCACUAAACUGAAAACAUUGACAUGGGUUCUUCUGAAGUGAAACCUGGAAAAUGAAAUGCACAUGUAUGUAUUGUUUUUAUGCCACAUAAAAUGCCUGGGAAUGAAACUGAUGUGUGCUGCACCUGAACGUUUGUGUGAGGUUAAGAGCAGAGGGAUAUCCCAGUAUGGAGUAUGAAUAGGAGGCGACACGCAAACUGCCUGUGGAAGAACAGUUGCACCAGCUCAGUAAAGCUCACUUAAAAACAACCCACUGUGCGUUGGCACAGACACCUAUAAAUGCAUUCAGGCCAACUUUCUCGAAACAUGAGUGUGGAAUCAGUUCUGGCGAGUGUUCGCCUGGUGUGUCGGGGUCGGCGGGGCUGCACUACUUCACCUAACCCUCAGCCCCUCAGCUCUGAAGGCAGGGCUGCUGCCGCUGGGCCUCCGGGCCUCGCUGCCCCUCUCGGGGCCAGGGCGGGCACCGGGACUUUUCCACCCUCACCCCGCCGCCGCUGGAGCCCCGCCAGCCGGGGCCGGGCCAACGUUUCCUCGCUGCCCGCCAACAAACGGAGGAUGCCGAGGUCAAGCCCGGCUCUCGACACGCUUCCUCCGGCGGCCCGCGGGGGAGGGCCGUGGGCGCGGGGUGGGCCAGGCCGAGCCGGGCAGAGCGGAGCUCCGCCAGAGCCGCCGGGGCAUCCCUCGCCCCUCAACCCGCCGCGACGAUGAGGCGGGCCGGGCCCUGCUGCCUGCUCCUGGCCGCGGCCUGCGCCCUGGGGCGGCCCCAGCCGCCCGCCGCCGUGCGCUGCCAGGCGGCCGGCGCCUGCUUCAGCGCCCACCUCGCCAACGCCUCGUACGGCGAGGCCCGGAGCGCCUGCGGCCGCCGACGGGGCCGCCUGGCCUGGGUGGGCGGCGAGCCGGAGCUGCGGCUGCUGCUGGCGCUGCUGCCGGAGGUGGCGGCGGGGCCCGCGCUCUUCUGGGUCGGGCUGAAGAGGAACGCGUCCGCCUGCACCGACGUGGGGCAGCCGCUCCGCGGCUUCUCCUGGGAGGACUCCACCGACGGGGCGGCCCCGCGGGAGGUGCCGGCGGCGCUCGGCCGCUGGGUGAAGGAGCCCGUGCGGAGCUGCGUCUCCGCCCGCUGCGCCGGGCUGCGCCUGGCGGCGGCCGCCACCGCCGACCCAGGCUGGGGAUGGCAGGAGCAGAACUGCCAGCGGCAGAGCCAGGGCUACGCCUGCAGGUACGAGGACGAGGGCGCCUGCCCCGACCUCCGCCCCACCACCGCCCUAGGCCUCGACUACCGCCUGCCCUUCGCCGAGCGCAGCGCCGCCCCCGGCUUCAGCCCGCCGGGCACCGUGCUCUCCGUGGCGUGCCCCGGUGGCGAGGUGCGGCUCUCCUGCCAGCUCGAGCCGGGCGGCUUCGCCUGGAAGGGCACGGACGAGCCUGUCUGCCCCUGCCCCUUCGGCUACCUGCGGCCCGGCACCGGGCAGUGCGCCCCGGCCGCCGAGUGCCGCGAUGCCAGCGGCGGCCUCGCCUGUGACUGCGCCCCGGGCGGGCGGGACGGGGCGCCCUGCGCGGCCCCGGGGGCGGCCCCCACAGCCGCGGGCGGCAGCCGCCUCUCCGCUCCGGGCCCCGGCGGCUCCCCGGGGCCCCCCGCCACGCCGCCCGCCGGCCGGGAGCAGCCGGCGGCCCCUCCGCCUUCCUCCACCUCGUCCACCUCCUCCUCCUCCUCCUCCAACUACGUCUUCAUCCUGGUGACGGUGGCGGUGGUGGUGCUGGUGAUCUUGGUCAUGACCGUCCUGGGGGUCUUCAAGCUGUGCUUCAACAAGAAGCCGGAGGCCGGCGGGGACAAGGAGCCGGCGGCGGGCGGCAGCAAGGCGGAGGCGGGCGCCGCGGAGACGCGAGAGGCAGCGGGCGGCGAGUACGGGCGGCAGGGACCGAGCCCUGCCCCGCUCUUACCCCGCUCCCUGUCGCUCCCUGUCGGUCUCUGCCACACGCCACCCGCGGGCCCGGCCUCCAAAAUCACCGCUCACCGGCAGCCGCAGCCGGCUGCGGGUUUCCCUUUUCCCCAAAAAACUUCCCCGGGGGCCUUGCUGCGAGCAGCUGAGAAGUGGACGCUUUGGACCACUCCGUGCCUUGAGAUUUAGACGUCGUUCCUCGACCGGAGGCUCUCCUUUUCGUGCUCAUUGCUGGGACGUUUGGGGAUGUGAACCGCCGUAAUUUCGGAGGAAACUGUGACCCAUACUCUUUCAGACUGAUAUUCUUAUAAACGAAGAGCAUUUCUAUAUCUUUAAGGUCACUAAGUUGCUAAGGAAGGGGGAGGUUAAUGGGGGUUCAGUUUUAUAUUUCAGCUGAUGGAAAGAAUAAAGGAUUAUUUAAAGCCUAAA